Molecule: messenger RNA, 1727 nt
Organism: Helianthus annuus (common sunflower)
Lineage: Eukaryota; Viridiplantae; Streptophyta; Magnoliopsida; Asterales; Asteraceae
Product: probable aquaporin NIP5-1
Exons: 4
Coding region: 678-1562 (294 amino acids)
Biological process (GO): transmembrane transport
Cellular component (GO): membrane
Molecular function (GO): channel activity
Source: RefSeq, a predicted model, not a curated record
AUACAUACAUGCAUCCAUACACAGGAGUGCUGUGAAAUAGUCGAAUCUGAUUGCAUGUGAUGUAUGCAUUGUUACUUAACAAUAAAUUUAAAGAGUUGACUUCAUAAUUGUAUUUCAUAUACAUUCAUUAGCAACCUUCACAAACCAUUCAACUCAUUUUCGAUUCUUCUGUUUCAGCCUUUUGCUUAUUUAACUCUCUUUUUUCAGACCAUUUUCACUAUUUAUACAUCCUUCAUCUUCAACCUGGAUCGCUCACUUCGUUUUCUUCCAUGAUCAUACUCUUAUAGAAACUCUGUAAGCAUUAUAUAUAUGAUUGUUGUUUCAAAACUGUAAGUUUCUUUGAUCUAGUUUCUUGUUUAGCCUGGCUAUAUUCAAGAUUUAUCUUCCUUAAUUCAACAUUUAUAAAAAUCUACCCAGUAUGUAAGUUUAGCCAAUCCGUCCAUUUCUUUUCUUAAAAACAAAAAAAAAAAAGAUUUGAAAAAGGAAGCUUGAUUCGAUCUGGAUCGGAUUCAAACAAUUGUGUAGCGAUACCUUUAUAAAAAUCUACAAAUUAUGUAAGGUAUUUGUCACUGUUCUUUAGAUCGUAUCUGAAAAAAGUUCAAAAAAAAAAAAAAAAAAAAAAAAAAAAAAAAAAAAAAAAACUGUAUAUAGAUUUUAGUAUAGAUAUAUACUAAGAAAUGGAAAAUGGGGAUGCACCAACGGCGCCGGUGUCAGCACCGGCGACGCCUGGGACACCUGGAGGUCCCUUGUUCACUUCUCUUCAUGUGGACUCUCUCUCUUAUGACCGAAAGUCAAUGCCUCGUGGCAAGUGCACGCCAUCAUGGGGCGGACCGAACACAUGCUUCACGGAUUUCCCUACACCGGAUAUCUCUCUCACCCGAAAGUUGGGAGCCGAAUUUGUGGGAACGUUUAUAUUGAUAUUUGCCGCAACAGCCGGGCCAAUAGUGAAUGAAAAAUACACAAAUUCGGAGACACUAAUAGGGAAUGCAGCAUGUGCAGGGCUUGCAGUGAUGAUAAUAAUAUUAUCAACUGGUCAUAUCUCAGGAGCCCAUUUGAAUCCGUCUCUUACGAUUGCGUUUGCAGCCUUCCGUCAUUUUCCAUGGGCCCAUGUCCCGGCCUACAUCUUGGCCCAAGUGUCGGCUUCCAUAUGUGCUUCCUUUGCACUCAAAGGCGUGUUUCACCCGUUUAUGUCUGGGGGUGUCACGGUUCCUACUGUUAGCACUGGUCAAGCUUUUGCCCUUGAGUUCCUCAUCACGUUUAAUCUCCUCUUUGUCGUCACAGCUGUUGCUACUGAUACUCGCGCUGUGGGAGAAUUGGCAGGUAUUGCGGUUGGAGCUACGGUUAUGCUCAACAUUCUUGUUGCGGGGCCGUCAAGCGCUGGUUCAAUGAACCCCGUGCGCACGCUGGGUCCAGCAGUUGCAACAGGGAACUACACGGUGAUAUGGAUAUACCUAUUGGCACCCACACUUGGAGCCUUGGUUGGAGCCGGUGUCUACACAUUGGUCAAACUUCCAACAGCUGAGGGUGAGCAGCCACGUUCAGCUCGAAGCUUCCGUCGUUAAAUGCUCUGCUCUUUUGUUUCGUGUGUGGUUUGAUGUUAAUUAUGAGUUACUUGAGAUUUGUGUUUUAUGGUUUGGCUUUUGUGUUGAUUGUUGUAAUAAAGAAAAACAUGUGUAUUGUGAAAGUUUGCUUAAAGUUUAUGAUAUAUGUAAUCUUUGUUUUGUGAA